AAGGCCAGUUUGGCAACACGGGCGUGUUUCUUUUUUGGUUUUUAAUAGCAAAGACAAGACUGCAUUUCGGGCAAAUCGUUUUGGACUCUAAAUUACAAUAAAUUAGUAAAAAUUUAAUAAUUCUGUAUAUUGUUAAUUUCUUUGCUUUGCUUCUCUACGAAAUUUGUGUGUGUUUUGUGUGGUGCGAGUGUGUGUGUGUGUGUGUGUGUGGGGAGAGAGACGAGACAGAGACUAGAAAAAAGUAUUCAAUAAAGUGCGAAAGGUCAGCUAGCAGACGGGAAAACAGCUUGAGGUAGAACGAGAAAGCCUCUAUUUAGAGUGUAUGUGUGUGUGUGAGUGAUUGUGUGUGUGUGUGUGCUGAGUAUCUGCAAGUUAGUUAGUCUAGCUGUCCCUUUCAAACGCCAACAGAACGCAAUUGCUUUGAAAUUAAAACGAAGAAAAACCAACGGCAACCCAACCCUCCUCAACUCAACACCCCUCCCCUUCUAUCCUGGCUGGCCAAAAACACACACACACACGCACACAGAUCAAACGUCGUCGUUGUCGUGUGGUUCCGGUGCCGCCGCCGCCACCAACGCAAAGCGAAGCAAUAGCACAGAGUUGCAGUUGCAAACAAAAAAAACACAAAAAAAAGUGAAUUCCUCUGGGAGUGGAGCACAAGAAAAAGCUGGGCAAGGCUGGCAAGUAACUGGACUCUAGAUACUGCCCAAGCCGGGUGUCUGCGCCGCUGCUGCUGCAGGGACAACAAAAAACCAAAAAAAAAAAAAAACUGUUAGACAGAAUAACGCCUAAGGAAAGCAAACGGAACGGAACGGAACGGAACAAAACGACGAGUAGGAAGAGAAUUACUGAGAGCUAAAUAUAUAUCCAUUCGAUCCGAUAAACGACAACAAGACAAGGACAAGAUAAUACAUAUAGGCGCCACCCACAAGAGAGCAAGGGAGCAGAAAACAGGACAAAAGCAGAGGAGGAGGUGAAGAAGAAGGAGAAGGAGAAGGAGGAGGAUUACAACUGCCCGAAAACUCGUUACUCGCCCACUUGCUACUCGCUGUGAGAUGUUGCCAUUCACUCCACAAGUGGUCAAACGUUUGUUAGCACUCAAAAAGGGCAACGAGGAUAACACAGUCGAGGGCAAGUGGUCCGAAAAGGCCGUCAAGAAUUUGGUUAAGAAAAUAAAAAAGAGUUCCCAACUAGAGGAAUUGGAACGUGCCAUUUCCACACAGAAUUGCCAGACACGUUGUGUGACUGUGCCGCGUAGUAAACCCACCGGCGGUCCGCAAGGUAGUGAACAUUUACGUAAGGGUCUACCACAUGUGAUCUAUUGCCGUUUAUGGCGUUGGCCCGAUUUGCAAUCGCAAAAUGAAUUGAAACCCUUGGAUCAUUGUGAGUACGCGUUUCAUUUGCGUAAAGAGGAGAUUUGUAUAAAUCCGUAUCAUUAUAAGAAAAUUGAGCUAUCCAUAUUGGUGCCGAAAUCAUUGCCAACACCACCAGAUUCCAUUGUUGACUAUCCAUUGGAUAAUCAUACACAUCAGAUACCAAAUAAUACGGAUUAUAAUGCUGCUAUAAUACGCAGCGCCUCAUUGAGUCCGCCACAGUAUAUGGAAUUGGGUGCGGGCUCGACAAAUUCACAAACCUCAACAGCCACAUCGUCCUCAUCCUCAAUAUCAGUGUCAACGGCAGCAUUAUCACCGUUUCAACAGCAGCAGCAGCAGCACCAGCAGCAACAACAACAACAACAGCAAUCGUUAUCAUCGUUUGGCCAAAAUAUGGAUUCGCAAUCGAGUGUUUUAAGCGUUGGCAGCAGUAUACCAAAUACAGGUACUCCGCCACCGGGCUAUAUGAGCGAAGAUGGUGACCCCAUUGAUCCCAAUGAUAAUAUGAAUAUGUCACGUCUAACACCGCCUGCCGAUGCUGCUCCAGUUAUGUACCAUGAGCCAGCCUUCUGGUGUUCCAUUUCCUAUUAUGAGCUGAAUACACGAGUCGGUGAAACUUUCCAUGCCUCACAACCGUCGAUCACAGUCGAUGGCUUCACAGAUCCAUCCAAUUCGGAACGCUUCUGUUUGGGUCUACUAUCGAAUGUGAAUCGCAAUGAGGUUGUCGAACAGACACGCCGUCACAUUGGCAAGGGUGUACGGCUCUAUUACAUUGGUGGCGAAGUGUUUGCCGAAUGUCUCAGCGAUUCAUCGAUAUUUGUCCAAAGCCCGAAUUGUAAUCAACGUUACGGCUGGCAUCCGGCCACCGUUUGUAAAAUUCCACCCGGUUGCAAUUUGAAAAUUUUCAAUAAUCAGGAAUUUGCAGCCCUACUCUCACAAUCGGUCUCACAGGGAUUUGAAGCUGUCUACCAAUUGACACGCAUGUGCACCAUACGCAUGUCCUUUGUCAAGGGCUGGGGAGCUGAAUAUCGUCGCCAGACAGUCACCUCGACACCAUGCUGGAUUGAAUUGCAUUUGAAUGGUCCGCUGCAGUGGCUAGAUCGAGUCCUAACCCAAAUGGGUUCACCGCGUCUGCCAUGCAGUUCCAUGUCGUAAAUGGAAUGGAGAAUGAAAUGAAAUGGGAAGGGCGUGGGGAAAAAGCCCACAAAAAAAAGAACGCUCGGACAACAUUUUUCUUAAAACUACAAGAAAACAAACAACAAAAAAAAAAAAAAAAAAGAA
This is a messenger RNA of Drosophila willistoni, 2654 nucleotides long. It is a transcript of the gene Smox, whose product is annotated as mothers against decapentaplegic homolog 3. The record is from RefSeq and is a predicted model, not a curated record. Bases 1056 to 2528 code for a protein of 490 amino acids. Lineage: Eukaryota; Metazoa; Arthropoda; Insecta; Diptera; Drosophilidae. Gene Ontology annotation, biological process: anatomical structure morphogenesis; regulation of transcription by RNA polymerase II; SMAD protein signal transduction. Gene Ontology annotation, cellular component: heteromeric SMAD protein complex. The transcript is spliced from 3 exons. Gene Ontology annotation, molecular function: RNA polymerase II cis-regulatory region sequence-specific DNA binding; I-SMAD binding; DNA-binding transcription factor activity, RNA polymerase II-specific.